UCAUGCCAUCACGCCAACCCCCAACUCAACAACGUUAGACGACCGUCCCCUUCCCCUUACCCUCACCACCGGUUUUGGUAUCCGCGGCUACCGCUUCCUCUUGGCGCCGGCCCCCACCAGCGUUGGGUAGGGCACGGCCCCAUGGUCAUCUCGGCGGAAACGCCAACCCGGCCGGCGGAUCCCGCUGCAGAGUCGACGGCGGUGGCGGCGGCCGGUGCUACGGCUCCUCGUGGGGAGGCGAAGGGGUCCCUCCUCCAUAACUUCUCCUUCCCGAUCUUGAAGACGUGGGGGAGCCACCGGGUGCUGCGCUGCAUGAGCGUGAACGGGAAGCGGGAGGUCGUCGCUGGCGGUGGACGAAGGUCGGCCGUCCCCCCGGAGCCUGCUGGGCCGCGGAUCCAUGAGGAGGUGGAGAGUGAGGACGGCGACGACCCCGGGAUCGAGGAGGUCAGGGAGAAGCUGCUGGUUCACCUCCGGGAGGCGGCGGACCGGAUGAAACUGGUCGUACCGUCGCCGCCCAAGGAUGCGGGCCGCAAGGCGCAGCCGGCACCGGCGCAGGAGGAGAGGCUGGAUCCGGAGGUGGGUACAUCGGCUGCGCCUCCGGCGCGGCCGUGGAACCUUAGGACGAGGCGCGGGGCAGCGCGGGCUUCGACGGGGGUCGAGUGGCACCUGAGCGGGUCGCCGCCGGGUCAGGUGGUUAAGAGGACGGUGCGGCGGAGGUCGGAGGACCCCUGGUGGAGGGAGCGGCCCAAGUUCUCGAUCUCGCUCACGAGAGAGGAGAUCGAGGAGGACAUCUACGCCGUGACGGGCCGCAGGGCUCGUCAACGGCCGAGAAAGCGGGCGAGGGUUGUCCAAAAGCAGCUCGACGCGUUGCUCCCCGGUUCGUGGCUCACGGAGAUCACUGCCGACACGUACAGGGUUCCGGAUUCGAGGUAAGCGUACCGUGGGUGACAUGAUACACUUUCUUUUUCGUCCACCAAACCUCUCCGGCUCUGUAUUGCUCCUCAACUCAAAGCUUCCGAUUCGAUCAUGACAACAGAGUCUUAGCUCUACGAGUAGAUUGGUAUUUUCUUGCGUCAUAGUGUAUCUCAUUCUGCGAGAUUGCUUGCUGUGCGAUUGGUCUGUUUAAAGAUUUAUAGUGGGUGAUGCUCUGGUUCUGAUCUCAUGUUACCGGUCAAGAAAACUGUAGGAAUGCUUUCGUCAUGAACAGUUGAUGCGUUCGACUU
Messenger RNA from Musa acuminata subsp. malaccensis (wild Malaysian banana), 1223 nucleotides. RefSeq lists its product as uncharacterized. Lineage: Eukaryota; Viridiplantae; Streptophyta; Magnoliopsida; Zingiberales; Musaceae. The record is from RefSeq and is a predicted model, not a curated record.